This is a messenger RNA of Syzygium oleosum, 1085 nucleotides long. Its product is annotated as gibberellin-regulated protein 14. The coding region runs from base 105 to 776 and encodes 223 amino acids. The transcript has 4 exons. Lineage: Eukaryota; Viridiplantae; Streptophyta; Magnoliopsida; Myrtales; Myrtaceae. The record is from RefSeq and is a predicted model, not a curated record.
UUAAAGCUGCAGGGGUUGCAUAAUGCUGGUUCGGUGAGCACUCAAGUGGGCAAGCUCAUCACUCCAGCUCUUUCACUCAGCUUUCUGCGAGUUCCCCCUAAAGAAUGGCUUCAAAAACCGCGCUCCUUCUGUCGGGUGUUCUGCUUCUGCUCACUACACAGGUUUCAUCUGCUGAUAAUGAGGAGAAACUCAUUUUGAAGGCCCCAUAUACCAAGUUCCCAACACCAGCUCCGGUGAAGGCGCCAGCUCCGGCUACAGUUCCUGUGAAGGCACCGCCUACCCCUGCUCCGGUCACCAAGAACCCACCUCCUCUGUCACCGGUCACUAAGCCGCUGCCGCCUCCACUGCCUCCUGUCACUAAGCCUCCUCCUACUCUGCCUCCGGUCACUAAGCCGCUGCCACCUCCUCUGCCACCGGUCACUAAGCCGCUGCCGCCUCCACUGCCUCCUGUCGCUAAGCCUCCUCCUACUCUGCCUCCGGUCACUAAGCCGCUGCCACCUCCUCUGCCACCGGUCACUAAGCCGCCGCCUACUCUGCCACCAGUCACGCCUCCUGCAGCUCCGCCACUGCCACCGGUCAGGUCAAAAGCAGAUUGCAUCCCUCUGUGCGAGCAGAGAUGCAAACUGCACUCGAGGAAGAGAGUGUGCAUGAGGGCUUGCACGACGUGCUGCGACCGAUGCAAGUGUGUGCCGCCGGGGACUUACGGAAACCGAGAGCGGUGUGGCAAGUGCUACACCAACAUGACCACUCACGGAAACCGUAUCAAGUGCCCGUGAAGGCGACCGCAAAUCUCAUGAUCUCCAGCAUAUCAAUCUCACCAAUGUCCUACAAUGGAACAAUGCAGAAGCUAAAUAAGUUUGGAAGAGGGUGGAAAAUUGCUGGUUCUCCAUCGUAACUACAUAUCGUGUACAAUGUCCAGGGGAGAUAUGAUGGUCUGGGAAUGAUUAGUAAUAGUAUCCAUAUAUUUGUCUGGUCUAUGUUUGGGUUCUGUAUGACUUUGUUGUGGUUCAUGUGCUUGUGAAGACAAAUGAACUGGAAAAUGAUCGUUGAGCGCUUGAAUGAAUCAGCUUGCUGCUUGCUGCUAA